AAACAAUUGAUCAGAGCUUUAAAGAAAAAGAUGGAAUUCACCGCAGAGCAGCUAAGCCAAUACAACGGCACCGACGAAUCAAAGCCGAUCUACGUCGCAAUCAAAGGCCGUGUGUUCGAUGUCACCACCGGAAAAUCCUUCUACGGCUCCGGAGGCGAUUACUCGAUGUUCGCCGGAAAAGACGCGAGCAGAGCUUUGGGUAAGAUGAGUAAGAACGAAGAAGAUGUGUCUCCUUCUCUUGAAGGUCUCACUGAGAAAGAGAUCAAUACUCUUAAUGAUUGGGAGACCAAAUUUGAAGCUAAGUAUCCUGUCGUUGGCCGUGUUGUCUCUUAGGUCUCUCUUCUGAGAUUGCACUAUGUUAUGUAACUAUUGUGUGUGAGGAUCUUUGUGUUGUGUGUUUUCUGAUUUCGUGUUUGGAUCUGAUCGUUUUGAUACAAUUACCAUAAGUACCAAAUUAUCUAUGAAAUAAAUCGGGGAUUUCGUG
Messenger RNA from Arabidopsis thaliana (thale cress), 484 nucleotides. RefSeq names its product membrane-associated progesterone binding protein 2 (gene MAPR2). Bases 31 to 333 code for a protein of 100 amino acids. NCBI's taxonomy places the organism in Eukaryota, Viridiplantae, Streptophyta, Magnoliopsida, Brassicales, Brassicaceae. The transcript has a single exon. Gene Ontology annotation, cellular component: nucleus. The record is from RefSeq and is marked reviewed.